CAGCCGCCAAGAGGAGCAGAGACCAGAGACCGUGAGGGACGAGCUUGAUCCGGGACGAACUGCUGCGGAAAAACCCGAGGCAGUGAACCAGAAACAAACGAAGAAGAAAAAAAAAACGGAUCACUUUAUAAUACCGGCAUACCCCUCCACACACACACAAACACACAGAACCACACACACACACAGACAGACGGUGACAGUGCGGAAUCCAUGAGCGUCAGACACACCGGUGCGUAAAGUUGUCCUCCGCGCUCUUCUCUGUGGACGUUACCCGGUUACCCACGGUUUGUGAUUGGAUCGCGGUUUUCCCCUGAGCUCCGGGUCCCGGUCUGGAUCUUACAGCCCAUCAUAAAGUCUUUGUCUGUGGAUGGUAAGGCUUCACGCGGAGCGCUGCCCGGACUCACUGUGAACGUGCCACAUGCGCGUUGGAGAAAUGGAUCUGCGUUUGCUAUAGCCAAGAUUUGCCGCGGUUUUUUAAAAUAUUCCUUUUUCCUCUUCUGACUGUGUGUGUCAGUUGCUGUCAGAUCUAUUCACUUUUGGACGAGCGCAGACAUUCAGGACUCCUCUUGCGGAAUUACAACCAUGAACUUUGUUGUCACUUUGGUACAAAUCCUUUUGGCAGCGGUUCACCUAUCCACUGUAAAGACUGCCAGCAUUAACAAAGGCCUGGACAAGAGUAAGAAUGAGGUCAUCCCUCUCACCGAGGUCAUCAUUAAGAGCAUGUGUCAGCCCCGCGAGCUGCUGGUGGACAUCUUCACCGAGUACCCCGAGGACACUGAACACACCUACCUCCCCUCCUGCGUCGUCCUCAAACGCUGCGGGGGCUGCUGCAGCGACGAGGCCAUGGAGUGCGUCCCGACGGAGACGGGCAACGUCACGCUGCAGGUGAUGCGCUUCAGGCCGAUGGUGACGCAGCACCCCGUCGAUCUCAGCUUCACAGAACACCAAAAGUGUGAAUGCAGACUGAAGCAUGACAUCCCUGCAAAGAAAGAAUACCACUGUGCACCUUGCUCAGAAAGGAGGAGGCGCUUGUUUGUGCAGGAUCCUCUCACCUGUCAAUGCUCCUGCAAAUUCACACAGUUAGACUGCAAGUCACGGCAGCUUGAGUUAAACGAGAGGACUUGCAGAUGUGAGCGCCCCCGGAGGUGAGACCGCCACACUGUAAUAAAAGGAACUUUCCUCUGCACAGCACUUUGAAACGUGACGAUGCAUUCCCCUGCAAAGACACAAAAACGACGACGCGCGAGAGAGAGAGAGAGAGAGAGAGAGAAGGGACUGUGAGGACGCGGCUCUCCAACUGUCUGUCUGACGCCUGAAGAUAUUAAUAUAUAUGUACAUAUAUAUACACGUACAUCGACAAUGUGUAUCGCUGCUACAUGAAACACGACUCUAUUUAAAGCAAAACAGUGCGCCGCCGGCGUGUGAACGCGACCUGCUCAUCUGUGGAAGAAAACCGUAAUUUGAGUGUAACAUUUCACUGGAUGCUGGACGCUGCAGAGAGGAGGAAAUAUUAAUAAGACGACUCGCCUCCCGGCUCUGACGGAGAACGAGGAGGAGGAGGAGGAGGAGGAGGAGGAGGAGGAGCUGCUGAAGUUACAGACUUUUUCCCUCUGUGACAUGAUGUGAAGUUUUGUCUCUGCUGGAUGAGAAAACACUAAAAAAACUGACUCUCAGAAGUGAUGGGGGGGACAUUGGUUACCAUGGAGACGGAAAAUGUGAAGCUUACCUUUUGGGGGGUAAAAAAAACCGAUUCCUGUUAGUGUUUUUAAUGUGGUUAAUGUUGGAGAGUCAAAAGGUUACAGGUAAAGAGCCACUUCUUGAUCCUGGCUCCGCCCCCCUUCAUGUAGCCCCUCCCUGUUUUUGGGGCAACAGAUUUGUGUUUUUUGUGCACAGUUUUUUUUUUUUUGUUUCCCUGUGUGAGGUGAAAUCACUGCAGGUGUACACAGAGAAAAACCCGACAGGCUGAUCUCAGACCAGAUCAGUGUCUUCCUUAUUUAACUCUUUGUGUUCCAAAGAACGACCUGUGUGCCGCCCGUGACGACCCCCCCCCCCCCCCC
Molecule: messenger RNA, 2057 nt
Organism: Labrus bergylta (ballan wrasse)
Lineage: Eukaryota; Metazoa; Chordata; Actinopteri; Labriformes; Labridae
Gene: vegfaa
Product: vascular endothelial growth factor Aa
Biological process (GO): vascular endothelial growth factor signaling pathway; positive regulation of protein phosphorylation; response to hypoxia
Cellular component (GO): membrane
Molecular function (GO): vascular endothelial growth factor receptor 1 binding; heparin binding; chemoattractant activity
Source: RefSeq, a predicted model, not a curated record